Molecule: messenger RNA, 845 nt
Organism: Rubroshorea leprosula
Lineage: Eukaryota; Viridiplantae; Streptophyta; Magnoliopsida; Malvales; Dipterocarpaceae
Source: the annotation of a GenBank genome assembly
CAAACCUAGAUCCACUUUAUCUUCUUCCUCCUUUCCUCCUCUAUGCUCACCCUUCUUUCUUCUUCUUAUUCUUUCUCUCUCUCUCCCUGCUUCUCUCAAACCCAGAUCUGGGUUUGAGAAAAACCCAAAUCGUGGCUUAAGAAAAACCCAGAUCGUGGCUUGAGACAAACCCAUAUCUGGGUUUGUCUCAAGCCCAUCCUUUGGCCCUCAAAUCCCCCCUCAAUCACCUUCCUUAACCAACCUUCCUUUCCCUCCUCAUCCUUCUUCUUUCUUAUUCUUUCUCUCUCUCUUCUCAUUUAUUCUUCCUCUCCAAAUCAAAAUCUAGAUUUGGGUUUUUCUGAAACCCCGAUCUUGGUUUGUUUUAAAAAAAUUAAUCAAGAAAAAAAUCCAGUUUCCUUAAGGUUAAGGAACCCAGAAAUUGCACUGUGCUUGAAAGGAUCUAUGCCGCAGUACAGAGCAAGAAGCAGGAACAACACACCCAAAACUCCCAUCGGAGUCAAUGGGGUAUGUCUUUAUUUCGGAUUCAAGAAGUUUGAUCGUUCUGUCACCGUAGCACGUGGGUUAAGCCUUCUAUUCUGUGCGAGUAAGGAAGCGAAACCGAGGACGGGGAAACCAAGGGGAAUGAUGAGGUAGAAGGCUAGCCAUUCUAAUUGGAUAUGAAAUUUUAGAUUUUAUCAUCCUUUUGUAAGGUAGAUUUUAUUCUUGAGAUUUUGUGAUUUGAGUAAGUUUCGAGCCUUGUGCACUUGUGGGACCCGUCUCACGAGUACAUCGCGUAUGCUACGUCCCCAGAUUUGGGUUUUGGGGCGUGACAAGAAAUAAGCGAACAAUGAAUUAUAGUGUCUGUG